AUGUCUCUGAUGCGGCUGCCCAUCCGGCCCGCGCUUUCUGCACGCGCGACAUGCAUCCGGUGCUUCUCGUCGGGCGCGAAGAAGCAAGAGGAUGUCCUGGAUAUCCUCGCAAACAGCACUGCCGCCCGCCACCCCGCCAAUGCCCCCGCCGCCAGCCAGCCGCGCGCCAACGAAUCCGCAGCCUCACGCUUCGUCCGCAGUGUAGGCCUCGAUCGCGCAUCCUCGACCCCAUCCCGCGAGCUCGCCGAGUCAGAGCGACUCGCGCAGUACCAGCGACAGGUUUUCCGCAGAUGGCAGCCCGGCGAUGUGUAUGCGCCGCACGAUCUGAGCGGGACGGAGCAGAAGAAGUGGAAGCAGGGACGCAAGAAGCCGCAGGAGGAUGCUUUUGAUGUCUUAGGCGUCAAUCCUGUUAUGGAAUACAAGAACUUCACCAUCAUGUCCGAGUACAUGACCGAAAUGGGGCGCAUCAAGCACUCAAAGGACACCGGACUGCGGCCAAAGAACCAGCGCAAGAUUGCCAAGGCCAUACGGAGGGCCGUCGGCCUGGGUCUGAUGCCCAGCGUGCACAGGCAUCCAUUGGUGCUGAAGAAGAGCUCGCCCGCACGGUUCUUGUAAGAAAUACCGAGCGUGUACAAUACCACUGAAUUCGACUUGUAUAGCGUCGCCGUUGAGUGCAUUUGCACUGCAUGCACAGGCUGCACCAAACUAUGAAUGGCAUGAAUGCGACCGCAAAUGUUCAAAACCGACAUGGCCGUUGUUCCUUUGCUUUUCUU
Molecule: messenger RNA, 773 nt
Organism: Exserohilum turcica Et28A
Lineage: Eukaryota; Fungi; Ascomycota; Dothideomycetes; Pleosporales; Pleosporaceae
Exons: 3
Coding region: 1-615 (204 amino acids)
Biological process (GO): mitochondrial translation
Cellular component (GO): ribosome; mitochondrial small ribosomal subunit
Molecular function (GO): small ribosomal subunit rRNA binding; structural constituent of ribosome
Source: RefSeq, a predicted model, not a curated record